Messenger RNA from Trichoderma virens Gv29-8, 2222 nucleotides. RefSeq lists its product as uncharacterized. NCBI's taxonomy places the organism in Eukaryota, Fungi, Ascomycota, Sordariomycetes, Hypocreales, Hypocreaceae. The record is from RefSeq and is a predicted model, not a curated record. The transcript has a single exon. Bases 16 to 2061 code for a protein of 681 amino acids.
CUCCGAUUCAGGAGUAUGGACAAAAUGGAGAAGGUGGAAGCGACGGCUUUGCCAACCGGUGCUGCUGCAUCACAAGCCAGGAAACGCAGGUCCUGGCAUCUCAAGGCGGCCUGCGUUGCAACUCUCGUCUUCUUGAUUGGACUGCAUCAUAUUCAUCCGAAGCCCCAUCUUCCUCAUCACCACGACCACGAUCAUGACGAUCAUCACCACCACGGCCAUGGCUACAAGAAGGCUUCUCCCUAUGGAAAGUUCCCCAAACCAAAUGACCCUUUCCACUUUCUUCCAUGCACAAAUGUGACGCUUCCUCCUGCUCUUGAUGACCACCACCCUCUCAAGAGCUGGUCAAAGCUCUUUGAUCCAAACCCCCAUCACUGGAGCUGGGGCAAUAAGACGGACCAAGAUACGGAUGCUGUUUCAAAGCAUGACCCUUCCGCUGGACGCGGCAUCUACUUGUGCGGAUGGCUCGAUGUUCCGCUCGACUACACCAACGCUUCCGAUCCCCGCAUCACUCGACUUGCCGUGACAAAGUAUCAGGUCUCUGGACUCGCUCCCGUUCAUGGCCGCUCCAAGCCCGCCGCUGGCCACAAGAGCGAGCGAACCAUUGUUGUCGAGCCCGGCGGUCCUGGUGGUAGUGGAACGUCUCUGGUCUGGCGAUCUGCCGAAAUCUUCACUGAGCGUCUCAGUGGUGGCGCAUUCGACGUGUUGGGAUGGGAUCCUCGAGGCGUCAACACGACGCUACCCGCCCUCUCUUGCUUCCCAUUUGACGCUGAUCGAGAUCACUGGUCAAUGAUUGCCGGGCAGUAUCGCGAGGUUCUCGCUUCUCCGAGAGCCCAGCUUGAGGUUGCCGAUGCCAUGAAUCAGGCAAUUUUCGGCGCCUGCUAUAAGACGCACGGCGACUUGCCGCGGUUCGUCAGCACGGCAUUCGUUGCGCGCGAUCUGGAAGAGAUCCGCAAGGCCCUAGGAGAAGAUGAGCUCACUGCACACAUGAUCUCGUAUGGCACCGGAAUUGGGCAGACAUAUGCAAACAUGUUUCCGUCGAGCGUGGGUAGAAUGAUCUUGGAUGGCACUGAGUAUGUCAGAGACCAUAGGCUUCUGGGAGGCUUUGGCUGGACCGCCUUGGACAAUGCCACUGAUGCAUGGCACGAUGGCUUCCUUGGAGAAUGCAUCAACGCCGGACCCGAGAAUUGUGAUUUAGCGAAGCCAGUUGAUGGUAAAGCUGUCACUCUAGAGAGUCUGGAAUCCCGCAUGGAAACGCUCAUCGCUUCGCUUAUUACACGACCUGUGGUGGGAUACACAAGCUUCAGCGGGCCAUCUCUCAUCACAUACUCUGGCUUGGUGGGCGCCAUUUACGGAUCUCUCUACAAUGCAUUUUCAUGGCCCGCUUUGGCAUCGCUCCUCUAUGAACUGGAAGCUGGAAAUGCCACCCUUGCUUCCGCAAUGCUCGAGCAUUCGGCAUGGGAAUAUGAUCCUGCUCUGCCGGCUAUUCCCAAUAAGAGACCUUCAACUGACGAGCUGACCUUUUUGGUCAUUUGUUCGGAUGGAUACGACGCCGCGCUGCCUGAGGACGGCCUCGACUGGUGGGAGUCUCUGUGGACGAACAUGACUGCCAAAUCCUGGGUCUCGGGCAACUCUCGCUUUUUCAGCGUUUUCCCAUGCCAGCGCUUCACAGAGUAUUGGCCUACACCAGCUGAGGUAUACCGCGGCGACUUGAACGUAACACUCAAGAACCCAGUUCUGCUCAUUGCGGAAACGUACGACCCUGCCACGCCGCUGCGGAACGGCCGAAGACUGCUCGAUGAAAUGGGCAGCAACGCUCGACUGAUUGCGCACCACGGUUAUGGCCAUUCGUCACGAGACAAGUCCGACUGCACGGAUGCCAUUGCGAAGAAUUUCAUCCUGCAUGGAGAGCUGCCCGAUGAGCAAGAAACAACUUGUUACGCGAAUGAGAAGCCGUAUCUGUAUGGCGUGGAUAAGGGCAAAGCGGGCGAGAAGAAGGAUCCGCUCGAGAUUUGGAGCCAACAUAUCAAGGAGCUGCCAUACCUCAACCCCCUUCUGGCUUAGAAAGAGUAUGCGGCGGUCGCUUUCUCAUUCUUAUUGUUAUUCUCACUAGAAAGAUGUUGAACAGAUUUGUAAAGUAUGAUAUCUUGUGUAUUGUUAUAUAGCCGUGAUGGUAUCAUCCGUAUAUCUAAAACGCUUAAUUAAAUAAAUACCACGUACCUCUC